This is a messenger RNA of Linum trigynum, 3203 nucleotides long. Lineage: Eukaryota; Viridiplantae; Streptophyta; Magnoliopsida; Malpighiales; Linaceae. The record is from the annotation of a GenBank genome assembly.
ACACAUAUUUUCACCCCUAUUCUUGAGCCAUUUGAGGGGUUGACUCUCGGGUUUUAAGCCGAUUUCACGCGAGGUUGUGUGUUUAUGUCAUAUUUCAGGACCCGGCGUUGGAAUCGAGGCGAAGGAACGAGAUUCGGGUCGGAAGGAGCAAGUGAGGAUUGAAGUGGGCUGGAGGAAGAAAAUACCCGGCCAUGACCACAAAUACCCGGCCGGGUAUUAUUCUGAGGAGACCGGGGAUUUUCCCUUUUGGCGUCUGAGAAACAGGGGGGGUCCCGGUCUGGAAGGCAGAAAUCCCCGACCGGAGAUUAUUGGAUGAGACCGGGUAUUUUCCCCUGGCCAAAACGUGCGUUUUAACUAUACCCGGUCGUGACCCAAAAUACCCGACCGGGUAUUUCGACCGGGUAUCGCGACAGGCAGCUGUUUUAAAGGAAAAGAAGGCCAAAGAUCAGGGGAUUCGAGUUUUAGAGAGAGAGAUCGAUUCCUAGAGUGAGAAAGUGACGAACAAGAGUCUCCAAGUGCCCUAGCUUGAUCUUCAUCACCAUUGGAGGCCAGUUUGAGCUUGGAGAAGUGUCGAUCAACGUCCAGGAGCAGGAAUCCAUCCUUCAUAGUAUGAAUUCCGCGUUUGAUUCUGCUUUUGCCUCUUUCUCCAUGGAGUAGUUCUCCCAUUCAUCUGGGUAUGGAGAACCCUAGAUUUGUAUGUUAGGUUUGAUUGUAUGAACCCAAGUACUGACUCUAUGAUUUGAUUAUAUUCGAUUGAGGUUUGAAUGAUUGAAUGACUUGAAUCCUGAUCAAAUUCCUGUUGUUUCUGCUUUGACCUAGAAUGAGAAUAUCUGCCUAGGUUGAUAGAGCAUCCUUAAUUGAAGGUAGGGAGUUGGUGACUUUAGUCGAGACGCUAACUCACUAUUCUGUACCGGAUUUACUUCGGUAGUGGAGGUUUUGUUUGUUAAGGCCUCAAUCUGUUUACUCCGGUGGAGGUUAGUCGCCCGCUAGAGACUCAGAUUGAGAGGGUCUGAAGACCUUUAGUCGAGACUUCAGGCUGUUUGAGAACCUUCCGCAGUAUAACUAUCAUAGAAACUAAACUUGGUAAUUACAAUCCGGCUUAACUGCAGUCUAGGGGGAACCAUAUCCGGGUGACCUCUCUUAACCUGAAUACAACCGUUUACUUGCUUUGUUAGUUUGUUAGUUUAGACUUGCAUUAAAGUUUUAUUGCUAGAUAACAAGAAUUCACCGAGUAGUCAUCAAAUCUAGGACCCGGGUUGACAUUUAAACCCAAACCCGCUAUACUACGCUUUAGGAAAUGGUUUCACUUGGCCAAUUCCUAGGGUGACAGUAGAAGUGAGUCACUGUUCUCGAACUCCCUUUAAAUGGGAGCCGCUUCACUCGGAGCAAUGGUUGGAAUAAUGCUUCUCUCUCGCGUAUUGACAGGGUUUUCGUCUCAAGUGAUUCGACAGUAUGUUCCCGGAUUGUAAUCUGGCUGCUUUGGAGAGAGUUGAGUCAGAUCAUAAUCCUCUCUACAUCUCAUGGGGUGAUUUUGCAGAGAUCAAAAGGCCAUGGAAAUUCGAAAACAUGUGGUUGGAAGAUGAAAGAUUAUUCAAAAGUGCUGAAGUAUGGUUUAAAGCCCCUGUUUUUGGCAAAGGUGCUGUUUUCUUGUGGAGUAGAAGACUAAUCUUUCUGAAGCGCAACAUAAAAAUAUGGAAUAAGGAAACCUUUGGCAAUGUAAAAGUCAGAAUCGAUAACCUUCUUAGUGGUAUAAAGCAGUUGGAUGAUAAGGAAGAUUGUUCGAACCUCCAGGAAGUUGAAAGAGCCGAGAGAGAGGAGUUGAAAGCUGAGCUGCAAAACACCCUCAAUAUGCAGGAGCUGUCUUGGAGACAAAAAUCCAGGGAGUCAUGGCAUCAAAAAGGAGAAAGGAAUACCAGGUACUUCCACAGGAUGGCAAAUUAUAGAAGGAAAGUGAACUUCAUUAGUCGCAUCCAGAUUGAUGGCAGGUAUUUUGAAGGGAAACAGGCCCUUGGUGAAGCAAUUGCUAAUGAGUAUAAACUCUUAUUUCAAGAAACUACCUUUGAAAGGCCUUUUCCCAAUGACUAUCUGGAAAGAUCCCUAGAUGAAGAUGACUGCAGACUUUUGACUCUCCAGUUCACAGAAAAGGAAAUAUGGAGCGCAAUCAGGGAUUGUGAUGGGUUCAAAGCUCCGGGGCCAGAUGGUUUCACGUUUGAAUUUUACAAGAAAUGUUGGCCUCUUUGCAAAAAAGAUAUUAUGCUGGCUUUUGAAGAGUUCCACGACAAUGGGUAUCUGCCGGACAGCGUCACUCAUGCUUUCAUUUGUCUUACGCCUAAGGUGGAUGUGGUGGAAAGCGUUAAGGAUCUUCGCCCGAUUUGUCUUAUGAACCGUUUUCAUAAAAUACUGAGUAAAGUACUCAUGAAAAGGAUGAGCAUUGUUCUACCCAAGCUGAUCUCUCAUAACCAGCAUGCUUCUGUCAUUGGUAGACACAUUUCGGAGGCUGCCUUAAUUGCUAAUGAAGCUAUUGACAGCAGGAGGAAAUCCAAAAAAUCGGGGCUCAUCUUUAAGCUUGAUAUUGAAAAGGCCUUCGAUAAUGUUAGCUGGGAUUGUCUGUUCAAAAUUAUAAGAAGUGUUGGGUUCUCGGAGAAAUGGCAGCAAUGAAUCAAGAGCGUCAUAUGUUCUCCGGUGACUUCAAUAUUAGUUAACGUAGAACCCCAUGGUUACUUUAGAUCGGCAAAGGGGGUCAGGCAAGGAGACCCUUUAUCCCCUGGUCUUUUCGUACUUGUCAUGGACAUGUUGUCUUUCCUAAUUUCUAAACUUCGGGAGGUUGGUGGGAUAUCGGGAUUCUUUAUGGAUGAACACAGGGGAGUUGGUGAAGUCACCCAUCUCCUAUUUGCGGAUGACACUCUCACUUUUUGUGAUGCCUCAGCAGAUCAGGUGGUUAAUAUUCUUGUUGUGCUGGUGUGUUUCCAAUCUAUCACAGGACUUAAGAUUAAUUUGGACAAAUCAACUAUGUUCACUGUGGGCGACAUUCCGGAACCUGAUUACUUUGCAACGAUCCUUGGGUGCAAAUGGAGUAAUGAUCCAUCGAAAUACCUUGGAUUGCCAUUAGGAGAUCGCCCAAAUGCAGCUGCAAUUUGGAAUCCUGCUGUGGAUAAAUACCAAAGAAGACUACAAGGCUGGAUGAAUAGACACCUAUCUCUUGG